UUAGCAAAUAAACAUCGCGGCUUGGAGAAAACACUUAAAAAACAAGGGUGAUGGGCAAACCCACAACCAGAUAGGUAGUGGAAACCUGGCCAACCACCACUUUGAAGGAAGCCUCAGAAGAACUGCUCCACUUAGCCAAAGGCAUUCCCUGACAUCCUUCGACGAGGCCUGCAUGGGGACAGAAAAAUGGUCGGGUGCAGGAGAAAGAAACUAUUUCAACUGCUGUUUGAAGUAUUGGUGUGUCCAGCUCAACAGUUACAUUCUCUGAGCCUGCGGGAACUUCCGAAUUGAGCUCAAAAAGGAAUGGAAAUGAAUCUAGUGCUGAACCUGCAAGAUCGUUAUCUAAACACGGGGCUAAUCGAUCGUGAUUGCCACGCGAUCGCCUGAUAACCAUCAAUAAUUAUGGGGUUGCCACAUGCCGACCACCCUUGAUGGACCCUUGACCUUGAACAGAAAACUAACCUCCAUUUUAAACUGUUAAUAAUAUAAGCAUUCACGUCCAUUCAAGUUAGCACUAUGCUAAAGUAAUUGCACGAUUAAUUUCUAUAGCUAGGUUUAAAACUUGGGACGAACAAAAUUGAGCAUUAUCACCAUGUCUUUAAGGGUGGAUUUAGCUAAAAAGUAUCCUAUGAAGGAUUUCGAGAAAAAAGAGUCAAAAGUGAAGCAGUCGGGACGUAGGCGUGCAGUUCAAGACUUCUGCAAAGACACGACGCUACAUGGAUUUAAAUAUUUGACAUCUGAAAACUAUUACGAUCGCGUGGGCUGGCUGAUCUGUUGCUGCGCGAGCGCGUGCUGCGCCGGCGUGCUGUGCUCGGUGCUGUGGGCGCGCUUCCUGCAGGUGCCGGCGCUGCUGACGCUGCAGGACCUGCGCGGCCAGCUGCUCGAGGUGCGCAUGCCGCUCGUGGCCGUGUGCCCGUCCGCCGAGACCGUGGCCUACUACUGCCUGCACAAUCUGUCAAUACCUGAAAACGUAACGGAUCGCUUGCCAAUUGCACUUAGCCACGUGCUGCGAAGAAAAAAAACUCCAAUUGAGCAUUUUCUGAUCCUCGAAGAAAUACUCGUGAAAAACAACCUGACGUUACCACAAGCCUUGAUGAGAGUCACUCCGCCAUGCCACAGUAUUGUGCUGAAUUGUCGUUGGCAAGGUCAUAUGAUGCCAUGCAAGUUGCUGUUUAGGAAGGAAUUGACUGAUUGGGGGGCCUGCUGUGUUUCCAGACCUUACAACCUCAGUUCAAACGAAAUAACAGCAGCACGAUUGGAAGUGACCAGGAGACUCAGCAUAUCUGUGCAGUGUUCAGACCAGUCUGCAUUUAACAGUUGUGAGUUUUUCACAAAAUUCGACGGUGAGGAAUGGAUUCAACCAAUGCCGUUGACUCCAGGAUACAACUACCUCGCGCAUAUUACAUUCACGUCCUUCGAAGACAGUGAUUCAGAGAAAAUCACGGAGGGAACCUGUGUGUCUACUCCUGGAUACUCUAGGAACAGAUGCUUGCUAGAGUGCAAGGAGCGACACUGUGGCUGCUCGGAGCCGCUGCGGAGCGCGAGCCGCGGAGCGAGCGGCGCGCUGCCUCCCUGCUCCAUCACCCAACUCGCCUGUCUGAGGACUCACCAUUUUGAAAAGAAUGACUCUUGCGUGUGUCUCCCAGCGUGCAAGAAAGUAUUUACAUACAUGGCCCUGGAAUCCAGCCCUAUGAACGCGUUCGAAUAUACUAAUGACGAAAUAUACGCUGGUCUCAACGCCAGCAUCAGCUCAGUGCUGCGGAUAGCGGUGCGGCUGAGCGAAUCCCGAUUAUUUGUGGUUAAUUCCACGGAAACUUGGAUCACAUUGCUUUCAUCCCUGGGCGGCGUGUUCAACAUGUUCCUCGGCGUGGGUCUGUUCAGCGCGCUCGAGGUGCUGUUCCUCGUGUUCGUGCGGCUUCCCAUUGCCGUCCGCAGGUCCUCCGACAUGAAGCACUCUGAUAUGUAACGCUGGUUGAAACACGCUUGUAACAAUAAAAUCUUUCGACAUACCUA
This is a messenger RNA of Maniola jurtina (meadow brown), 2013 nucleotides long. RefSeq names its product sodium channel protein Nach-like. Bases 593 to 1966 code for a protein of 457 amino acids. The record is from RefSeq and is a predicted model, not a curated record. Gene Ontology annotation, cellular component: membrane. Gene Ontology annotation, biological process: sodium ion transmembrane transport. Gene Ontology annotation, molecular function: ligand-gated sodium channel activity. NCBI's taxonomy places the organism in Eukaryota, Metazoa, Arthropoda, Insecta, Lepidoptera, Nymphalidae. The transcript is spliced from 12 exons.